AUGUCGACCCCAGCCACAACGAACACGCCCAUGCCUCCCGUGACCACUCCAAGGCCCCUCCUCAAGCCACCUGCCCGCCCGUUGCAGAAGCAGGAACAGGAGAGACUCGAUGCCCUGCAAGAAGCUCGCAAACCCCUGAGACGAGAGAUCCGGAAGCUCAUUACCACUUUCCGAGACGACCCGAACUUCACAGCCGCCGAGCUGACUUUGAUGGCUAUUAUUGACAACGAGAACGAGUAUUCAGGGAGAAGGGACAUUUUGAGGUGGAUCCAUGAUACUUUCCCAGUUUACAAGACGGAUCUGAUCGACGCGAUGCUCAACAGUAUUUACGUGAACGAUCCCCGUCCCUGGAACGUCACCACGAGCCUUGCGCUCGUACGUCCAGACUUCGACAAAGUGUUCAAGGCGUACGAUGUCCCACUCGCCUCUGGAAUGUACCGAAAUGCGUGGACCACGGACGUCAACGCAGCUCGAAUCUUUCUACGACACCGACUUGAGCCUGCGAGGAAGGGUGCAUUUCGAUUCCUUGAUCUCGCCGCCGAAUCGCGGAAUCGAGUGUAUGAGAUGUUGCUCAUCUUCCCGGGCCACACAAUACGAGUAGGCUGUGAGACAUGGCACCGAGACAUGGGCCUGAACGCUACUGCCAGAGACUUCGAGAGCCACGCACGGGCUCAAAGUGCUAGCAAAGGUGAAGUCCCGAUGGAUGACCUCAAGACUGUUCUCUCCAUCACCGUAGCCUGCAAUCAGACGGCUUCGGAAGCACUCUCCAUCUUCUACGGCGAAAAUACUUUCGACUUCUCAUCGCUGAUAUCGAUGGAGCUCUUCCUGAGACAAACAUCCCCUCGCCGCCUGAAGCUUGUCAAAAAAGGGCGUUUUCGAAUCAGCGCCUCAUCGAAUAUUAAUCGUGCACACGACCGUGAACUAAAAACAGCAUACGAAGUCCUCCACAGACACGUUUCUCUGGACCUGCUGAACAUCGAGGUCAGCAGCAAUCCCGUGAAGAGGAGACCCCAAGACCCACCUAUUCGUAGAUACGAGAGUGUGUCACAGAUGCUCGAGGUAGCACAGUCUCUCUAUUCUUUGGCAAAGCUUGCAUCCAAGGCAAAGGUUGUGAGCGUCUUUGCUGCACGGAAUGCCCGAUCAGACUUGGUUGUGGAGGUGGAGAAGUUCAUUACUGAUGAGGUGGAGAGGAUGCGUGGUGAGACGGAGGAGAUGCGUGGAGAUGCGGAGAGCAUCAAGGAGGAGCCAACGUGA
Molecule: messenger RNA, 1254 nt
Organism: Zasmidium cellare ATCC 36951
Lineage: Eukaryota; Fungi; Ascomycota; Dothideomycetes; Mycosphaerellales; Mycosphaerellaceae
Exons: 1
Coding region: 1-1254 (417 amino acids)
Biological process (GO): regulation of DNA-templated transcription
Molecular function (GO): DNA-binding transcription factor activity; sequence-specific DNA binding
Source: RefSeq, a predicted model, not a curated record